ACUGUGCAUCUCGUCUUGUUGCUCUCGCACUAUUAAUCUUUUGCUUGGCUAUGUCUGCUUUAGCCGUCCUGGCAAUUGUGUAGCUCGUCGCUAACAAAAUGGCUAUUGCAUAACUGUGUCAGGAACUUGAACGCAAACAGUCAACUCCGUAUUUUCCUCGGCCAUGAAAAAAAGAGAGUCGGGUAUUCAGUCGUGUUCAGCCAUGGUUUGCGCAGUAAAAGUAAUGUUGCUACCUUAGUAGGGUACGCAAAGUGGGUUGGAUGUUGAUGCCUACGUACGUCUUCUCGAGGCUAUUGCAUCGCAACCCCGCGCCAACCCUCGCCAGACCUUGGAUCCCCCAGGUUCCAGGCUCUUCUCCACCAUGUCGACUACACUCACAUCUUUAGCACCAGCUCACAUAAAAACUCGCUUUCUUAUCAUCUCCGAUACCCACUCUGCCACUCCAUCGCAGAAUACCACCAACAAUGGCACAGCCUUUCGUCCACCGCUCCCCAAAGCCGAUGUGCUUCUCCACUGCGGCGACUUGACCAUGGUUGGCCACUUGACAGAGUAUGAGAAAACCUUGGACAUGCUGGAGGGUAUCGAUGCUGGUCUGAAGCUUGUCAUUGCUGGUAACCAUGACAUUACUCUAGACGCGGACUACUAUGGCAAAAAAGGCAGAUUUAUGCAUGGGAGACAGUAUGACCAAGAAAUAUCGGCUAAAGCAAAGGAGUUGUGGACUGGUGAGCGAGCCAAACAGGCAGGUGUGACUUAUCUCGAUGAGGGAGUACAUAUAUUCCAGUUGGAAAAUGGAGCAAAUCUGCGGGUCUAUGCAUCUCCCUAUCAGCCGGAGUUUUGCGGUUGGGCAUUUCCUUACAAUCGAGAUGAAGAUCGUUACAAUCCGUCCCACCAAUGCACCCCAAAUACCAAACCUAUCGCCGACAACCCCAUUCCUGGCUUCCCCAACAUCGAUGUCAUGAUGACCCAUGGACCACCUUUUGGUGUCUUGGACGUAACGCGAACCGGCGAGCUAGUCGGCUGCCAACACCUCCUACGGGCUGCUAGACGCUGUAGGCCACGUUUACAUUGCUUUGGGCACAUACAUGAAGGGUGGGGUGCACAGAAGGUGCUGUGGAAUAACGGCGAACUGGACGUGAAGCCUGAACAGUGUAUCCAAAGAGCUGAUACCAUACAUGUUGAUAGUGGGAAGACCGCAAACGAGAGGGCAGCGACUGUGGAUAUUAGCCAGGGAAGCAGCACUGCAGUCGAGUUUGGAAAGGAGACUUUGAUGGUCAAUGCUAGCAUCAUGAAUGUUCGGAAUGAUCCAUGGAACGGACCGUGGCUUGUGGAUUUGGACCUUGAGCGAGCAAGUUGAGCUCGAUCAUUUAGCUUUUUGCUCACGUAUGUGACUUUUAGAGAUAUCAUCAAAGAUCAAGCCUUUUUUUGUCCUGGUUCUAGGCAUUGAUACAGAGAAAACGAGCUUUUGAUAAUGGUGGUUCAGAUGAUCUUUGCAUUGGAUAACCGCUACCUGUACUAGAAUAGCUUGUAUAAAUAUACUGUAUACCCGCAGGCUAAGUUUAGCGCAGAAUAGCUUGGGCACAAAGGAGACACUUUCAAAAGUGCUUGGUGAGCACUGUC
Molecule: messenger RNA, 1617 nt
Organism: Bipolaris sorokiniana ND90Pr
Lineage: Eukaryota; Fungi; Ascomycota; Dothideomycetes; Pleosporales; Pleosporaceae
Exons: 2
Coding region: 362-1354 (330 amino acids)
Molecular function (GO): hydrolase activity
Source: RefSeq, a predicted model, not a curated record